Molecule: messenger RNA, 275 nt
Organism: Dictyostelium discoideum AX4
Lineage: Eukaryota; Evosea; Eumycetozoa; Dictyosteliales; Dictyosteliaceae
Exons: 2
Source: RefSeq, a predicted model, not a curated record
AAGAACAAGAAGUAAACUUACCAGUAGGUGGACGUCUGUUCCACCACAAACAAGUUUGGAAAGAAUUGGGUCUUCCAAACUUUUGUCAAGAGGUCGUAAAUGGAUUAAAAGUCCAUCUGCUUCCAAACUUCAAGCCGAUGCUAAACCCAAUUCCGAUUUCAAUUCCAGAGGGUCCGAAAUCAGAUUGCAUCACAAAGGAAGUACAAGACUUGUUAUUAGACGAUGCCAUCGAACAAGUACUUCCAAACCAAUGUUCUAGAACAUUCGAAGAAUAA